AAUCAUAUUUUGACUCACUCACAGGUGUUUUUCUCCUCACACGUUUCUAAUUUCUAGGUGCUACUUACUCAAUAAAUUGAUAAAAAUGUCCACACCACCCCGCAUAAAACUCAGCCCACCCCCACCUCCAAGCAGCAGUACAACCCGGAGCAGGCGAAAGAAGAAAAAAAUCAGCGAGUGGACCCCUCUCGAAGUGGGCGACUAUCUCGCCCAGAAAUCUCACCACCCAGAAAUCGUAUCCAAAAUGACGAGAGAACAUUUGAUCGACGGACGGGCCUUGCUCCUGCUCACGGAAGCCGAUCUCAGGGAUGUCAUCGGGGUCAGGCUCCUCGGCCCCCUGAAAAACCUCACCCACGACAUCACCACGCUGAAACGCUCCGCCCCUACUACGUCCGACCUGCGUCGCCACCAUCGCCGUCGCUCCACACCAACCACCACAAGCACCUCAGACUCUUCCCUGACCUCCUCAUCCAGCCCGUCACCCUCUUCUUCCUGUGAAGAGGACAUAAAACCCGACCCCGUGGACCCACUCGUGGACUCCUUCCACCACCGCCCCCAGCUCCGCUCCACGGUCCACGCCCGAAACCUCCAACCCGAAGUAUUCAAAGCCCUGGUGGCCAUGUUUUAUUUAUUCGUCGUCACCUGGAUCACCGCUCUCGUCAUGGUCAUCGUCCACGACAGGGUUCCAGACAUGGAAAAGUAUCCUCCCUUGCCGGACCUCUUUCUCGACCACGUCCCGCACAUUCCGUGGGCCUUCGAGAUGUGCGAGGUGACAGGGACGAUCCUCUUAAUCCUCUGGUUCGGCGUGUUAUUUUUCCACAAGCACCGCUUCAUCCUCAUCCGACGGUUCUUUGCCUUGUGCGGAACCGUGUUUCUCCUCAGAUGCGUCACCAUGCUCAUUACUUCGUUGAGCGUCCCGGGGGCUCAUCUCAAGUGCAAUCCCAGGCCCUACGGGGACUGGAUGUCCCGUCUGUACAACGCUUACUUAAUCUGGAAAGGUGCAGGGAUGUCGAUCCAAGGGGUCCGAACCUGCGGGGACUACAUGUUCUCCGGACACACCGUCGCUUUGACAAUGCUCAACUUUUUCGUCACGGAAUACACCACCCGGCGGCUCUACUUUAUCCACACCUUCUCCUGGCUCCUCAACACCUUCGGCAUAUUCUUCAUCCUCGCAGCCCACGAGCACUACUCAAUCGACGUAUUUAUCGCCUUCUACAUCGCCUCCCGCCUCUUCCUUUAUUAUCACACCCUCGCCAACAACCAGGCCUUGAUGCAGAGGGACUCCAAACGGACCAAGGUCUGGUUCCCUUUAUUUUCCUAUUUCGAAUCUGGGAUCGACGGGAUCGUUCCGAACUCUUACGAAUGGCCGAUUACGCUCAAGAGGAUUAAAAAGGGGUUUAAAAUCGUUAGUUUAGCACUGGAGAAGAAGUUCGGAGGGGAGUUUUUCGUUAGUAAAUCUUCGAGUUUGGGGUUUUUUAGGACGAAGGUGAAUGCGUUCAUUGGGCCGAUCAGGGAGAGGAGUUUUGUUGGGAUGGGGAGGUUUAGUAAUAGUAAGGAGAAGAAGAAUAAGUAGUAGGGGUUUUUUAUUAAAAAAGGGGGAGAAUAAAUUGUGGUUAUCUUUGGAAAAA
Molecule: messenger RNA, 1628 nt
Organism: Folsomia candida
Lineage: Eukaryota; Metazoa; Arthropoda; Collembola; Entomobryomorpha; Isotomidae
Product: sphingomyelin synthase-related 1
Exons: 5
Coding region: 86-1573 (495 amino acids)
Biological process (GO): ceramide biosynthetic process
Cellular component (GO): endoplasmic reticulum membrane; Golgi membrane
Molecular function (GO): sphingomyelin synthase activity; ceramide cholinephosphotransferase activity; protein binding
Source: RefSeq, a predicted model, not a curated record